AUGGCAGAUGCAGAUCAGGGGGGCUCCGCCUAUGGGCCUUCGCGGCGACUGCGGAGCAAGCGGCCAGCGCCAGUUGCUGCGCCAGCGGCUGCGGGAAACCUCUCGCCUCCGGCUUCAUACACAACUGGCAUGUUGGUGCGCGACUGGUUCGGACACGUGCCCUUGGAGGCCCACGGUCGGCGAGAUCGCGACCAGCGGAUUCGAGAUCGCAGUCGUUCGCGCGCCUCACGUGACGGCCGCGGCCGUGGCUUUCUCCAGGCUGAGCUGUGCGCCGACUUGAGCACUGGCCAAAUGGAUGCUGUUCGAUCUGCCUCAAAGCAAGUUCGGACCACCACAGCACCCGCGCAGCAAAAGAGGAAGACAGCAACUGCCGAGCUCCGGGCUAUUCAGGCGCUCAAAGCUGCGGAGGCUCGGUGCCGGGAGCUCGAGGCUGCCGCCGUGACGGCGGACAGGCGCAUGGCGACCAUGGAGGAGGCACUGCUGCAGUUGCGCAAAGAUGCAGACGAGCGCCUGGCGGCCAUGGAGGAGAAACUGCUGCAGUUGCGCAAGGAGGUGCAGGAUGCGCACCCCACUGCAGUUCCCAAGACGGGGAAUGAUGGUUCUGAGGAGCUUGGGAGAUGCAAAGAGCAGAGGGAGACGUGGCCGGCGCGUUACCAGGUGCUGGAUCACCUUGGUGCACGAGCAUACGGCACCGUUUGCAAGGCGGUGGACACACGCUACCAUGCAAAUCGUCUUAUGGCAUCAAAAGGAUGGGAGUUGGAGCAUCCGAACGUGAUCAAGCUGUACAACGUCGAGGCCGUUGACACAUUCAAUGAACUGUACAUGGUGAUGGAGCUAUGUGACUAUGACCUCCAUACUUUGUUGCAGAAGGAUGGGGACUGGUCAAUCAAAAUUGGAGACUUUGGCCUCAGUCGCGCAGCUCAGGCUGCAGAGCCGCCCAAUCCAGCGGAUGCAAAGCGUCUGACGAGGAAUCUCACAGAUCAUGUGGUGACAAGGUAUUGGCGGGCCCCUGAGUUAAUCUGUCUCCAGAGGAACUACACAGAGGCCAUCGACGUAUGGUCAGUCGGCUGCAUCUUUGCCGAGCUCCUGGGCAUGCAGAACGAAAUGCGAAUCCAAGAUCGCGGACCAUUAUUCUGCGGAGGCACAUGCUUUCCAUUGUCUCCGGAUGAUAGACACAUGUUUCCCACGCGGCUAAACGAUGCGCCGAGCGAUUGCGACCAGCUCAAUCUCAUCUUCAAUCUCUUGGGAACCCCCAAGCAAGCUGACGUUGCGCUAGUGGAGCAGGAAGAUGCCAAGAGGUACAUUCAAAGCUUCGCGGCGCGCGAAGGCAUGGGCCUGGACACAAGAUUCCCGCACGCCGAGGACGUCGCUAUCGACCUUUUAAAAAAGAUGCUGCAGCUCAGUGCGAAGGACCGCAUUGCUGUAACAGAUGCGCUCGAACACAACCUGUUCACGAGCAGUCCUGAUGUUAUCCGCGAUCCCACAAAAGAACGGCGCGCGCCCAAGUGCAUCACACUGGAAUUAGAGGAGGAGUCCAACUUGGAUGAGAAAAUCUUGCGCGAUUACUUUGGCAAGGUAAUCCAAACGCUUCACAAGUAA
Molecule: messenger RNA, 1599 nt
Organism: Symbiodinium pilosum
Lineage: Eukaryota; Dinophyceae; Suessiales; Symbiodiniaceae
Source: the annotation of a GenBank genome assembly